Suillus paluster is the source of this 324-nucleotide messenger RNA. RefSeq lists its product as uncharacterized. The transcript is spliced from 3 exons. Bases 1 to 324 code for a protein of 107 amino acids. Lineage: Eukaryota; Fungi; Basidiomycota; Agaricomycetes; Boletales; Suillaceae. The record is from RefSeq and is a predicted model, not a curated record.
AUGGGCCGGAGGGUGUCCCACCUGUGCCCCAUGAGAGGCAUUGCUGAUUGGAUCAAUGCAUUAGGAAUUACCACAGGCUACCUAUUCCACAAGAUUGCAUCUGGUGAUUGGGUGGUGGAAGCCAAUCAACCGAUGCACCACUGGCUGCUACACCAAAUUUGUGAGUGGGGUGGCUGGAGUGCCAAGUUCACCAACAUGACUAUUGUGAAAUAUUUGAUUUCACACAAUGAUGAUCCAACUGAGCCACAUGAGGAGUUUUUCAAUCCUGACCACCACCCAACAGUAAAGUGUCCCCACUGUGGAAGAUUGUGUUCAUGUACUUGA